This is a messenger RNA of Ipomoea triloba (trilobed morning glory), 768 nucleotides long. RefSeq lists its product as uncharacterized. The transcript has a single exon. Bases 1 to 768 code for a protein of 255 amino acids. NCBI's taxonomy places the organism in Eukaryota, Viridiplantae, Streptophyta, Magnoliopsida, Solanales, Convolvulaceae. The record is from RefSeq and is a predicted model, not a curated record.
AUGUCGACGUCGGAUAUCUCGAGCAUGUGUGCAAACUUAACCUUAGCCGAUGUGGAUGAUGAAGACAUCUCCAUGCAGGUUCCUAAUGUUUUGCCGGAUUCGGCCGAGCCUGAAGAUGGGUUAUAUGCAGUUUGUCGGGUAGUCACUGAGAAGCAUGUUAAAUACUCUUUCUUUCUGGACACAAUGGCUGGUGUGUGGAGACCGGCUAUGGGAGUCAAUAUGCGACAGUUGCAACCUCACAGGUUUCUGGUUCGAUUUUACCACGAGGCUGAUAUCACGCGGGUCUUAUCUGAAGGCCCUUGGACGUUUGAACAAUGUCUGUUGAUUAUGCAGCGAGUAGUGCCAGGAGAUGAUCCAGAGCGUAUGGUGUUACAACACUCGGAGUUCUGGAUUCAGAUUCACUCGCUACCUGCUGGCUUUCGUUCAGAGGCUGUGGUUUCUGCAAUCGGAUCAUUCCUUGGUACGCUGGUAUGUACUGAUGAGCGUAACUUUGACGGAGCAAUGAGAGUGUUUUACCGUGUCCGAGUGGCAAUUGAUAUUACUAAGCCUCUGAAGAAACAGAUGAAGUUGAAGAGGGAGAAUGGUACCUGGGCCUUUAUCGACUUCCGAUACGAAAGGUUACCUACUUUUUGCUUUCUGUGUGGUGUGAUUGGUCAUGGGGAUAGGUUUUGUUCUAAAAUUCUUCAUGGUGUCGAUUUAAAAGCGGAGAAGCCUUAUGGUGCUUGGCUCCGUGCUGGAACCAGGCGUAAUGCCCCCACUACUGGGUAG